AUGAAUCUGCAGGUGGUCGAGAUGUGUAUACCGACACAGACUGCUGAAGGUUUGUGUUCAAUUCUCAGAUUUUUCAUGUUAUUUUUGAGUUUAAUAUGAGCAAUUUGUAGAUAUAGUUUGAUGUGAGUAAUCUAUAGAUCAUGAUGAACAUCAGUAAGAUAUGAGCAAUCUAAAAAUUUCAGACGUAGCAACCACAUCAACCCCGAGUACAAGUACGACCACCACCACAACUACCACCACCACGACCACAACCACAACCACAACCACACCAGCCCCAAUCUGUCUUGACUCAACAUGGACACUUUUCGACCGAGGAACCUAUUUCUGGUGUAUGAAAAUCUAUCGUGGCUCAAUUCUUGGAUCACAAGCUGCAGCGGGAUGCGCUACUUUGGACGCUUCAGCUGUUCCUACGGGAUUUCAAAACACAGCUGAAAUCUCAACAAUAAUGGGUGUAGCGGCCGCUGAAGUUCCCGGCUGGUAUUAUCUUUUCAUCGGUGCUUAUAGAACUAUGGCUUGUGAAGCAGUUGUGGAUGUUGAUGCAACUUGCACUUAUCUCAACUCGUUUACCUGGACAGAUCCGUAUACUUCUGGAACUGAUGGUUUUAAUUGGCGACCUGGGCAACCGGAAAAUGGUUUAGCACCGUAUGGAAAAUAUCAAAUGUAUUGUUUGGUUAAUACUGAUGGAUACUUGGAUGAUACUUUUUAUGAUGAAUAUUUUCCGGGAGCUGUUUGUGGAAUGCUAGCCACUUAG
This is a messenger RNA of Caenorhabditis angaria, 751 nucleotides long. Lineage: Eukaryota; Metazoa; Nematoda; Chromadorea; Rhabditida; Rhabditidae. The record is from the annotation of a GenBank genome assembly.